Molecule: messenger RNA, 980 nt
Organism: Phytophthora infestans T30-4
Lineage: Eukaryota; Oomycota; Peronosporomycetes; Peronosporales; Peronosporaceae
Exons: 1
Coding region: 99-980 (293 amino acids)
Source: RefSeq, a predicted model, not a curated record
AUCACCACGACUACCGACCUAAACACGUGUGGACCACAUCGUGUAAUUUCUCGUCAACAAAGCAAGAGCAGCAAAGCAACCAGUGAAAAAGAGCAGCGAUGGCGGACAAGCAAAAACCCCACGAAGACGUCCUUACGCGACUCGUGCACGACUUGGAAACGAAGACGACUUUGUGCCACGUCAAGGACUAUCCUGGAGUGGGGCUGAAGCAGUUAAAUCAUCACGCGAAGAAGCUCGGUCCACUGGUGAACCCCGUUUUUGGCGAGCAGCCGGCGUUCUUCAUCGACGAAGGCCGCUUCUGUCCCUAUCGAAUCGUCGUGUAUGGCAAUGAGAAGGUGGCGGCCAAGAUCGCAGAGCUCCUCGGAAAUUGGGCAAAGUGGUCUGGAGUAGGAGGCAGAGUGACAACCUCGCAAGGGGCGUUCAUUCUGGAGCAGCGUCCCCCAAAGCCCAACGUGAGAAUGCCCGACGUGGCAUACACACCGCGAGAUGAUGACAGGAAUUUGACUCGUGAGCAGAUGUGGACGUAUCGUGGUGAUCCCUAUGCCCCCAUCUUUGUUAUUGAGAUUGAUGAGCUCUCUGGUCGAGGCUCUAAACUCAGCGCUCUUGAUCGAAAGAUGCGAAAUGAUUAUUUCAAGCACGGCGUCCAGUUGGGUUGGCUGAUCGACCCACGCCCAGACGUUCAGCUGAUGUAUGAGUACUAUCUCGACGACGAUGGAGGCGUACAACGCUCUAACAACAGUGCGUGGAGAGAUCUUGACGGUGGUGAUGUGCUUCCUGGUUUCAAGAUACGCGCACCUGUGUUGGAAAUGGUCUUGAACCAGGAUUCGGGUUCGUCGUCAGAAGAUGAAGUUGAUCUGCUGUGUCCCGCUCCACGAUGCAACAAGCGAUUCCGAUCGUAUGGUGCAUGCGCUGCUCAUGUCGAAUGGCACCGUAAGGAGAGAUCUAUCUCGAAGUACUUAGCCAAGCGUGAGAACUCAUAG